UGUCUCUUUACGAUUUCAAUUCUGUUGUAUAUCUUAACCAGGUUUUUGUUUUUCAAUCAGUAAUUGUGUAGGUAUUUUUAAUUUGCCUAUUAAGUCUGUGAGGGUCAAAACAAUAUAUGAUAUCGAUAAUUUUCCUUCACAACUUUAAGAAAUUUCAAGACUUUAUGGACACCCUAUAUAUUAGCCAAUAAUAGCCAAUAGCGGAGUUAAAAUCAUCAAGAAGCAUGGUGAAUAACUUUAGUUUGUGAUAUUCUAAUAUUGGUAAUAAAGGGAAAUUUAUUUAAAUUGAUUUUGUAGGCUUUAUUCGUUUGGACACUAUUGCUAGAAUAAUAUAGAAAAACAAGAAAUUAAAAAAUGUCAUAACAUAUGGUAGCAAGAGGUCAUGGUCAUGGCGAGGAUUGAAAUUUGUUCAAAUUUGUUUUAUAUGUGGAGAGCAUCCAGUUCAGUAAUUUGAAAAUGAAGAAGAUUUACACAAAUUUUUGUUAGCUCAAUACCUCAAUGGCUUUUCGCAAUCUGACCUAUGGAAGAACUUCCUUAUUUCUGAACAGGACCCAGCGACCCUGCCAAUUUAAAAAAACUAUAUUUUCAUGAAUUAAUGCGAAUAUUAGCAAGGAAAAAGUAGGCAAAGUUCAGGACUCAUCAGAAUACUACCAACCAACAAAAUAGCAACUAAUUUGUUUCAAGACCAGUAUGAACUAGUUGUUCAAUUAUUCAAAUGUCAGAUUUGUAACAAAGAAGUUAUUAUGCUCCUACACAAAUGACAACAUUACAAGACAACAUGUGACGCAUGACAAGCAAUUAUCUUGAAAUCAUAUUUCGCCCACAUCCUUGAAUAAUAAAAUAAAUAUAAGAUUAUUACGUAGUAGCAACCACAGUGAGGUGUUUUAUAGUCACUGAUUCAUAUUAACAAGGAGAGAUUCUGAAUGUAAAUCAGAAGCUUGUUACAUCGAGUGUUGAGACAGGUCUUGUAUUUUGUAAGUGGGAUCUAUAUCAGUACUGUGUAAUGGAUUAAGGGACUGGGGGGAAAGCAUAGAGAAGUUUAAAGAAGUUUCUGAAGAUAAACACAACAUGUGGAAACAAUCAAAACUCUUCAAUUGCAAAUGGUUGUUUAUGCAGAUAAUUGCACUCAGCAUCAGUUUGAAUGAAGCAGUGCGAUGCACUGAUUGUUCACCUACAAUACUCGAAUCAGAGAGCAAGAAUAUCACAUAUGGACCAGGUAAUGAAUACAACUGCAACUGUGAUUGGACAAUACCAACAAGUAUUGAGACAGAUCACGAAACAGCAGUUGUUCUGUUGUUGCAGAAUGUUUCAUUGCCAAUGACAACUGGUACUGGAAGUAUAGAAUGCUCUGCAGAAAUCAGAUUCCCAAACGCUGGUUAUCAUAAAUGUGAUUUUUCGAGCAUCUACUGUCUUGCAUUUGCAACUGCAUCAACCAUUUGCAACAUCAAUAAAAUCAGAGAGAAAAUUUUAGUUGCAAAUUACACCUGUGAUUCAAUCAUUCCCUGGAAUAAAGCUGGAGGAAGCCCAUACAAGAUAUCAUACUAUGCAAAAAACUUUCGGGGUUACACAAAACAUUUCAGAAUACAAUAUCUUGUGAUCAAUUGUAGACCAACAACCACAUCUCUACUAACCACAGUACCAGAGCGAGCAACAACUCAUUCAGAAGAAACAUCAUCCUAUCAAAUGCUGUAUUCAGACUUGGCAACUGAAAGGAUAAAAACAUUAGACAACACUCAAAACACCACUUAUGAAAUUGAAUGCACCAGUUCCCAAGCAUCACUGAUCAUUGCUAUUCCAGUGUCGGGAAUCAUGGGUUUGAUCAUUGGAGCUUUGUUGAUGUUCAUAAUACCAAGGUAUUGCAACAACCACAACAAGAAACCAAGGAACAAAGAUUCAAUGGAAAUUGGACGCAUUCAACAUCCACAUCCAACUGUCGAUGAACGAACCACAUAUGAAAACUACACACCAACAUCAGAUGAAAAUGGAUAUGAAGUUCCGAUUCAAGUUGAUAACAAAAAUGAACAACAAUAUGAGGUUGUGAGAAGUGGACGAGAGUAUCAAUAUGAAAAUGCAUAAAUGAGUAGAAUAAGUUCAUCUGAACCAUUUUUUGUUCACUCUCAUAUUUUGGAAUAAAGAUAAAUGAGUAGUGGACCUCCCCAUGAAAAAAGCAUUUCCAGACUUUACUAAAGCCAUAACAUUUAUUAAAUAAAGUUUAUUACAAUCAGACUUCAAAUUGCAGUAAUAGCAACAAUAUCAAAUACCAAUUUACUUUUCAAAAUAUUUUAUAAUUUAUUGUAUUUUCAUAUUAUGUCAGGGGUUGUUAUCAUUACUCUUUCACAUUAUAUAUGGCAGAAGAUACUAGGGAAGGGGUUUGAAUAAAAGUAGACUUUCACGUCCAUCUUCCCACACAUUUCUCCUUAUCCGGUAAAAAAGAUUUUCUUAAAUUCCCAUUUUGAACCCCCAUUUCUUUUGAGAAUCUCGGCUGCGCCCAUGCUUAUAAAUAUUGUCGUUUUUGAAUUCCGCCUACGCCAUAUUUCGAGGCUAUACAGUUGUCAAAUUUCAUUGAAGAGUUUUUAAUUUGCUUUUUUGGACAGUUACAAAUCAGCCAUGUUAGGAAUUUGAAAAG
Messenger RNA from Styela clava, 2626 nucleotides. RefSeq lists its product as uncharacterized. NCBI's taxonomy places the organism in Eukaryota, Metazoa, Chordata, Ascidiacea, Stolidobranchia, Styelidae. The record is from RefSeq and is a predicted model, not a curated record.